CACUCCGAUAAACUUUGAUUGAAACAAAUCUCACAUGAUGAAAUUACAAGGCGUAUAAUAUUGAGAAGAAUGAAUGGGAGGAUUGAGAAGUGCAGCUGUUGGGCGCGGGGCUGUGGGGUGGAGUGGAGUGGGCAGAGAGAGGGGCAGCAGCAGCAGACAGCUCUGCGCUCUCAGCACUCCUCUGCCGUGCUCUGCUGUGCGCUGCGCUGAGUAAAGGAAGCACGACUCUCUUAUCACGUCACUCUGUGUUAAGGCGUUGAGCAGGAAACAGCCUUUCCUCUUGGAUCGUCGCAGUAGGAGCAAACACGAUAUUUUUUCCCUUACUCAAUGCACCCCUCGGCACAGAAGCCCCGGAAACCGGCCAGAAGGAAAAAUGCCUCCUUCGGAGAAGAUAGUUGUUCUGAUUUUUGGACUUCUGGUGCUGGAAUCGUCCUGGAAUGCACAACACAGCCCAUGGUUCGCCAGCGCGCUACAGAUCCAACAGGCGUUCGCCUCUUCAAACCAGACCAAUAACUUUGUGGUGGAUGAGGUGAGUAGAAAAGUCUACCUGGCUACGGUGAACAUGGUCUACCAGCUUAACAGGACCCUGAGCGUGGAGGUGGAGAAGAGAACGGGGCCGGUGGAGGACAACCUGUUGUGCCAUGCGCCGCAGCUUCCCCAAGCGCCCUGCGAGCACCCCAAAUCCCUCACUGACAACUUCAACAAGCUGCUCGAGCUGGACCGCGUGCAGGGGGUGCUGGUGGUAUGCGGCUCGGUGUACCAGGGCUUCUGUGAGCUCAGGAAGAUGGAAAAUAUAUCCCAGAUAGCGGUGGAGUUUCCCCCUCAGGGCGAGAAGACCGUGUUCCCCAGCAUGCUGAAUAUCGCCGCGAACCACCCCAACGCUUCCACCGUGGGGCUCAUCUUCAGGAGCCAUGGGGGGAACACCCGACUCCUCGUCGGGGCCACUUACACCGGCGUCGGGACCACGUUUUUCCCCAAGAACCACAGCAAGGAGGACCUGCGUUUCGAGAACACACCCGAAAUCGCCAUUCGGUCCCUGAACAUCAAUGAUUUAUCUAGGCUGUUCACGUAUGACAUCAACCCGUCCGAGGAUAACGUCUUCAAGAUCAAACAGGAGGUGAAGCAGAAGAAUAAACUAAACUUUGUCCAUGCCUUCAUUCAGAACACCUACGCUUAUAUUGCUAUCAACAAUGACGCGAAUAUGGGCCACAAGGAGAGCCAGCCGAACAGCAUCCUGGCCAGGAUAUGCCUGGACACCGAGAUCCCCAGAACAUCCACAUCGGAGAGCCGUAAACUCACUGAGUCCUUCAUCCAGAUGCCGCUCCAGUGUGGAUAUAACGGGAACAUCUACAACCGUCUCGUCUCCGUUCACGACGCGGAGAUCCACUCGGGGACCGGAGAGGGGCUGGAGUCGUACCUGUUCGGAGUGUUCACCAAAUCAGACAGAAAGUCUGCCCUGUGUGCGUUUCGGUUCUCAGAUAUCGAGGAGGAGAUCCGCCAGGGCCGGAGGAACUGCUCCAACUCCCCCAGCAGCGAGGUGCAGGUGCUGGACAGCGUCAUCCAGGGCUCGGGCGCAGCGUGCGUACACAAAGGGAAUCUGGUGCUGCAAACGGAGCAGCUGGACUGUGGAGCGGCCCACCUGCAGCACCCACUGGCCCUACAAAGGCCCUUGAGGGCCACACCCUUGUUUGAGUCCCUGGGCCUCAGCUCUGUUGCCGUGGAUGACGUACAUCACCACACUGUGGUGUUUCUGGGCACCAGCACCGGACGACUGCGCAAGCUGACCCUCCUGAAGAACCUCACCGUGGCCAAUCAGUGGGCUCUGAAGCUACCAGCCGGCGAAUCAGUGCACCACAUUAUGACCUUUGACCCCGUAGACAGGAACUACCUCUACCUUAUGACCUCUCACCAUCUCCUGAGGGUAAAGGUAGCAGCAUGUAGCCAGUACAGAACAUGCAGUGACUGUCUGGGGGCCGGCGAUGCACACUGUGGCUGGUGCACACUGGAGAGCAGGUGUUCCAUCCAGAGGGAGUGUGCCUGGGGGCCUCUGGCGCGCUCCUGGAUCGGGAUGGGCGAAGGUCCCCAGCAGUGCCCCUCCAUGACCCUCACCCCCCCAGAGAUCAGCCUGUCCACUGACAUCAAGGAUGUGGGGAUUCUGAUAAACGGCAGUGUCCCUGAUCUGGUUGGUUCGCGGGUGGAAUGUGACUAUGGAUUGGGCGUUGCCACAGCAGCCACGGUGCACCUGGACUACGGCCCAGCCCAGAUUCAGACCUGCCCCCUACUGCCUCGGGAGAGGUACCCCAACAUCCCCCCUGGCAGAGAUCACUUGACUGUUCCCGUGGCGAUAAAGGUGAACGGCACAUCCGUGGUUUCCGGGAGCUUCGUCAUCUAUGAUUGCGAGAAGACAGGAGCGAUACACCCCAAGACUGCAUGUAUCAGCUGUCUGAGCACCAGGUGGAGGUGUUACUGGGACCAGGACAGCCACUCUUGCCUCUCCUCGAAAGACGACUCCAAACAUAGCCUGCUAGAGAAUGCUACUUUCUGUCCAAGUCUUGUGGCAAAGAAUGUUGCACCUUCGCCCUCGGGGAUGACCCAGAACUUCACCCUGUUCCUAGACAACGUGGUACAGGGGGAGGAGCUAGAGUGUGACUUUGGGAACGAGCAGCGGUAUGAUUUCCGAUGGUUGGAGGACAGCUCAGGGGUCAAGUGCAGUGGAGUGACGCUAACCACUGUGGAGAGGAGUCAGGUGUUUCAGCUCAGUCUGCGUAGAAAGGGACACCUGGACAAAUACAUCGACAGCCCUAAACCCAUGACAGUGGAGGUGUAUAACUGUGGGGUGGGCAAUGGGGACUGUUCCCAGUGUUGGGGACGUGAGAACCUGGGACAUCUGUGUGGCUGGUGUGACAACAGCUGUAGACCCAGGAAUGACUGCCAGUAUAUGAAUAGCCAGUGUCCUGACCCCGAGAUCACCAAGAUCUCCCCCCAGAGUGGGCCGUUGGAGGGAGGUACCCUGCUCACGGUGCAGGGUAGGAACAUGGGGCGCAGGGCUGAUGUAGUGGAGGUCUCCAUCGGGAUGUUCCCAUGUACAAUCAUUCCUGACCAAUACACUGUCUCUGUGGAGCUGGUGUGUGUUACUGGGCAGGCCGUUGAUCCCACAAAGGAUUUCGUCAGAAUUACUGUGAACCAAAAAGCAACGGGGUUGUCCAAAGAGGCCUUCUCAUACUUGGUCCCCAAGCUGCUAUCCAUGGAGCCUAGAAAGGGCUCUCGUUCUGGGGGAACCAGGGUUACAAUCAAGGGGGAGCACCUGGACACUGGCUCCCAGAUCAGAGUCAAGGUCAAUGGUACCCAGGAGUGCACCAUCCUCACUCUAACGGAAGACACCAUUGAGUGCACCAUGCCUGCGGCCCUGCACGCACACACCGAGGCGGUGUCGCUGUGUGUGGAGUUUGAAUACAUACCCUGUCAGCGCUCUGAGCUCCUCACCCAGUACAUUUAUGAGAAGAACCCCAGCAUCAGCUCCAUCAAACCCAGACAGAGCUACCUCAGUGGCGGUCGGACCAUCACAGUGACGGGGCAGGGUUUUGACCUGGUUCAGAGCGUCACUAUGGAGGUGCUAGACAUCGGACAGGCGGCCUGUAAGGUGCAGCCUCCCUCCACGAUUACAUGCUCCUCCCCCACCUCUAGCCAAUCUCAGCAGGCCACGGUAGAGUUCUUCCUGAAUGGAGUCCUCUACACGGGAGACAGCCCGGUCUUUUACGGCCCAGGCCAGGAGGAAGAGGAGGAGCCUCACGGAGGUCACUUCCUGUUGGAGUACGUGGAGGACCCUCAAUUCUUCACCGCCAACAAGGAGAAGCUGAUCAAACACCACCCCGGGGAGCCGCUCACGCUCAUCAUCAACAAAGGACCGAGCAAUCUGGAACUGGCGCCGGAGGAAUACUCAGUAAUGAUUGGCUCCUAUCCCUGUGACAUCAGCUUCCACAACGACCAGCUGUUCCACUGCAGCAUCAACGGAUCGCUGGGCUCCAGUGAAGGAGAACUGCCUGUCACCGUGCAGGUGGGUAACUUCCAGAGGAUCAUAGCCAAGGUGCAGCUGGGUGGUAGUGAGCUGGCCAUCGUGGUGUCCAUCGUGGUGUGCUGCGUCCUGCUGCUGCUGUGCACUGUGGCUCUGGUGGUGUACUGUACUAAGAGCAGAAGGGCGGAGCGCUACUGGCAGAAGACUCUGCUGCAGAUGGAGGAGAUGGAGUCCCAGAUCAGAGAGGAGAUCCGCAAAGGCUUUGCAGAGCUGCAGACAGAUAUGACAGACCUGACGAAGGAGCUGAACAGUAGCCAGGGAAUCCCCUUCCUGGAGUACAAACAGUUUGUCACACGCACUUUCUUCCCCAAGAUGUGUUCAGACUAUGAGAGGAGUCUGGUCCAGCCCGUCUAUGAGAACAACGCCCUCGGCCCACGAGCCCUCCCUGAGACACACCCCCUUCUGCAGGACUGGCAGCCCUCUAACACAGCCAAGCCUAACAUUGAAGAGGGCAUAACUCUCUUCUCCACUCUUCUCAACAACAAGCACUUCCUGGUUACCUUCGUCCACGCGCUGGAGCAACAGAAGGACUUUGCCGUACGCGACAGGUGUAGCCUGGCGUCCUUGCUCACUAUCGCCCUCCAUGGUAAACUGGAGUACUACACCAGCAUUAUGAAGGAUCUGCUGGUGGACCUGAUCGACGCCUCGGCCGCCAAGAACCCCAAGCUGAUGCUGCGACGCACAGAGUCUGUGGUGGAGAAGAUGCUCACCAACUGGAUGUCUAUCUGCAUGUACAGCUACCUCAAGGAGACAGUGGGCGAGCCCUUCUUCCUGCUACUGUGUGCCAUCAAGCAGCAGAUCAACAAGGGUUCUAUAGACGCCAUCACAGGGAAGGCCCGGUACACCCUCAACGAGGAGUGGCUGCUCAGAGAGAACAUCGAGGCCAAGCCACAGAACAUCAACGUCUCGUUCCAGGGCUGUGGGAUGGACUCUCUGGCCGUGAGGGUGAUGAACACAGACACAAUCUGCCAGGUGAAGGAUAAGAUUCUAGAUGCCUUCUAUAAGAACCUGCCCUUCUCGCAGUGGCCCAUGGCAGAGGACGUAGACCUGGAAUGGUUUGCGUCCGGUAGUAACAGCAGGAUCCUCCAGGACCUGGAUAACACUUCAGUGAUGGAGGAUGGCAGGAAGAAACUCAACACAGUCUCGCAUUACCAGAUCCCAGAGGGGGCGUCGUUCGCCAUGAGCAUGAAAGACAAGAGAGACAACACCCUGGGGAGAGCCAAAGACUUGGACACAGAGAAAUACAUCCAUUUGGUCCUGCCUCAUGAUGAGCUGUUUGAGAAUAAGAGGUCCCACAGACAGAGUCACCGUAAGAAGGUCCUCCCUGAGAUCUACCUGACACGCCUCCUCUCCACCAAGGGAACAUUGCAGAAGUUCCUGGACGACCUUUUCCAGGCCAUCCUCAGUAUUCCCGCAGAGCGUCCCCCACUGGCCAUCAAAUACUUCUUUGACUUCCUGGAGGAGCAGGCGGACAAGAGGGGCAUCACCGACCCCGACACCCUGCACAUCUGGAAGACCAACAGUUUACCUUUGCGUUUCUGGGUGAACAUCCUGAAGAACCCUCAGUUUGUGUUUGACAUUGAUAAGACAGAUCACAUGGAUGCAUGUCUGUCUGUCAUCGCCCAGGCCUUCAUAGACGCCUGCUCCAUUUCAGACCUGCAGCUGGGCAAGGACUCUCCCACCAACAAGCUGCUGUAUGCCAAGGAGAUCCCAGAGUACAAGAAGAGGGUGCAGUGCUACUACAAGCAGAUCCAGGAGAUGGCGCCACUGAGCGAGCAGGAGAUGAACGCCCACUUGGCCGAGGAGUCACGGAAAUACAGAAACGAGUUCAAUACCAACCUGGCCUUGACGGAGAUCUACAAAUACGCCAAGAAAUACAGAAACCAGGUGGUGAGUGCUCUCGAGUCCAACCCCACAGCGAAGCGUACUCAGCUGCACCACAAGUUUGAGCAGGUCAUUGCUCUGGUGGAGGACAACAUCUAUGAGUGCAGCAGUGAGGCCUGAGUCUCCCGCCACCCAGAUUCCAGCCUAUUCCUCCUGGCUGCCUCCACCCUACCCGGGAUCCAAGGACCUAGGAAACCCCCUGUCUGUCUACCCUCCACAUAUCCCAUCUCUUUAUAGAGCCCGAAGACAGAAAAUAACUCUUUGCUUUAACUUCUUACGGCUGAGAUCGGCUGAGAUCCCGUUAACGGGAUCGACUUGACAACAGCCAGUGAAAGUGCAGGGCGCCAAAUUCAAACAACAGAAAUCUCAUAAUUAAAAUUUCUCAAACAUACAAGUAUUUAACUUGUUGUUAAUCCCACCACGGUGUCCGAUUUCAAAAAGGCUUUACGACGAAAGCACACCAUCUGAUUAUGUUAGGUCAGUACCUAGUCACAGAAAAACACAGCCAUUUUUCCAGCCAAAGAGAGGAGUCACAAAAAGUAGGAAUAGAGAUAAAAUGAAUCACUAACCUUUGAUCUUCAUCAGAUGACACUCAUAGGACUUCAUGUUACACAAUACAUGUAUGUUUUGUUCGAUAAAGUUCAUAUUUAUAUCCAAAAAUCGCAGUUUACAUUGACGCGUUAUGUUCAGUAAUGUUUUGCUUCCAAAACAUCCAGUGAUUUUGCAGAGAGUCACAUCAAUUUACAGAAAUACUCAUAAUACACAUUGAUAAAAGAUACAAGUGUUUUGCAUGGAACUUUAGAUAAACUUCUCCUUAAUGCAGCUGCUGUGUCAGAUUUUUUUUUUAAAUUACGGAAAAAGCACACCAUGCAAUAAUCUGAGUACGGCGCUCAGACACAAACAAGCCAUACAGGUACCCGCCAUAUUGUGGAGUCAACAGAAGUCAGAAAUAGCAUUAUAAAUAUUCACUUACCUUUGAUGAUCUUCAUCAGAAUGCACUCCCAGGAAUCCCAGUUCCACAAUAAAUGUUUGUUUUGUUCGAUAAAGUCCAUUUAUGUCCAAAUACCUCCUUAUUUUUGUUUGCGCGUUUAGUUCAAAAAUCCAAAUUCAUGACGCGCAGACCAGACGAAAACUAAAAAAAUUACAUUACAGUUCCUAGAAACAUGUCAAACGAUGUAUAUAAUCAAUCUUUAGGAUGUUUUUAACAUAAAUCUUCAAUAAUGUUUCAACUGGAAAAUUCCUUUGUCUUUAGCAACAAAAAGGAACGUGAGCUCAUGGCACUCUGCCAGACACCUGGUUGAAACAGCUCUCAUCCCCUCAUCCUUCACAGUAGAGGCCUGAAACAAGGUUCUAAAGACUGUUGACAUCUAGUGGAAGCUUUAGGAAGGGCAAUAUGACCCCAUAGGCACUGUAUAUUGGAUAUGCAUUUCCCACUUCCUGGUUGGAUUUUUUCUCAGGUUUUUGCCUGCCAUAUGAGUUCUGUUAUACUCACAGACAUCAAACAGUUUUAGAAACUUCAGAGGGUUUUCUAUCCGAAAAUACUAAUAAUAUGCAUAUCUUAACUUCUGGGUAACAGCCAGUUUACUCUGGGCACCUUAUUCAUCCAAGCUACUCAAUACUGCCCCCAGCCAUAAGAAGUUAAGAAAGAUUUUGCUUUAAGACUGGAAGAGAUGUCAGCUUGAGCUUUACUGUACCACCCCUAACCCAAGACUGCCUCAGAAACCUCAUUGGGAGCACUGUACCAUGGAUUAAGAAAUGUCCUAAGAAAUGUACCUUGUAUUGAGCAAUUGCUUUAGAUACUGAGGAAUUGAUACCCACGUCCCUUAUAUCAAAUAUAGAAUCUCUGGAUCCUCUCUUUGGCUGUGUUGACUCUUCUAUUCACACAUGGAUAUAACCCCAAGCUGGUUUCCUGCUUAUUCACACCUGGCUUAAAUCUCACUCUGGUUUCACACUGCUUUGACCUGAAGCAUAGUGGAGUUAGAGGAGGCACUUGGAGAUGGACCUUAUUCUGGAUGACGUCACCGCCUCUGGGACCUGGAUCCCCGGCAACCAUCUUACGCACUGACCCCCUUUUUCUCGGGGGACGAGCCAAUGAUGCACUGUACUGUAUGAUAAAUGUCCAUAGCAAUAUUUAUAGCUGAGUUAUAAUGCUUUCUGAGUGGCCUGUUCAAUGAUAUGUGAAUGAGAAACUCCUCCCAUCUUCUUAUAACCUGCACUGUUCUCAGGUUUGAUUGGUGGAAUGGGCAAAGAACUCCACCGGUGCUUUGAACUACAAGUCCCAAUGUGCUUUGCAAGUUGGUGAUGGGUUAUGGAGGAGUAGAGAGUAUAAUUAGAUGAUUUAUUUAGGUGACGUUUCAUGUGCCAGACCUGCUUGCAAAGAGACUAGACUCUAUAUAAUUACAUUGGAUGUGUUCAUGUGAAGACAGGUUGAUCUGUUUUGGAAGUGACUGAGAACGAAGAUUGAUGACCAAGAGGGAAAUUUAGAGUGAAACUAUGACCUUCAGUUAACUGUUUGACAUGACUGUACUUGUGAUGCCAAAAUGACUUGGGUCUUGUCAGAGAUUGUGAAAAUAAAUGCUAUUAUGCUAUAAUAUAGUAUAAAUGUUAUGAAA
Salvelinus fontinalis (brook trout) is the source of this 8568-nucleotide messenger RNA. Its product is annotated as plexin-D1-like. Gene Ontology annotation, biological process: regulation of GTPase activity; semaphorin-plexin signaling pathway involved in axon guidance; endothelial cell migration. NCBI's taxonomy places the organism in Eukaryota, Metazoa, Chordata, Actinopteri, Salmoniformes, Salmonidae. Gene Ontology annotation, cellular component: semaphorin receptor complex. Gene Ontology annotation, molecular function: protein binding; semaphorin receptor activity. The coding region runs from base 374 to 6076 and encodes 1900 amino acids. The record is from RefSeq and is a predicted model, not a curated record. The transcript is spliced from 36 exons.